UCAUGUUCUUUUGAGCAGCAGCAGCGAGCGCGAGGCGAAAUUCGUGCAGGAAAGGAUUGACGUUGUGGAGAAGCAUUUCGCAGAGUUCUGUACGAUGUUCGCAGCUUACACGAGGAAAGCAGCCAGGCUCAGAGAUAAGAACGACGAAGUUGCUAAGACGAUACAAACAUAUGCCAACUCGGAGGAAAUAAAUCGAUCGAUGAGUACGUGCCUCGUGAACUUUGCCAACACACUAUCCAUGAUCGGUGAUUACAGGGAUGCCGAAGUUCAGAGGCUUAAUUCAAAAGUUAUUGGCCCUUUAUCACAAUAUCAAAACGCUUGCAAACGCGCUAAGGACAAUGUUAAGAGUAUCUUUACCGCUCGAGACGAGGAGCUUAAACGUAAACGUCUAUUGGAUAAAAUUCGGGAUGAAAAUCCUAAAAAUCAACAGAAAAUCUCUCAAGCUAAGUCUAACUUAAUGAAGGCAACGGUUGAAGUAUCUCGAGUUGUAAAAGGGCUUGAGGAGCAAAUUGAUUCGUUUGAAAAGCAAAAACUACAUGACUUGAAAAAAAUACUUUUAAAUUUCGUAACGGUGCAGCUUAGCUUUCAUGCGAAGGCUCUGGAACUUUUUACAAAAGCUUAUCAAGACGUCGCAGAAAUUAACGAGGCACAGGAUCUACAAGACUAUCAAAUUACGAGAAGAGAAAUUAAUGGGGAAUUUCGUGGCCUUAUGAAAUCAUCGGAAUCAUUUACAAAAUUAAGCUCUAUUAAACGAUCUGGUUUUCGUCAAGCGCAUUCAUUAAUGAAUUUACAUAAUCAAUUCUCACCUUCGCCGGCAAUUUUAAGAAAACAGAAACUAAACAGAACUACAGAAUCUUUGGAUUCUUCCAAAACUGGUCAUACAAAUUCAUCAGAUUCUGUACAAGUAGAAGAAUUUGAUGAGAGUUCGGAAGAAUCUGAAGAAUCCUCUUCUAUUGAAGAAAAAAAAUCCGUGAGAUCUAGACUUAAAACUAUGUAACUGUAAAUUACUAAUUGAUUGCUUUUUCAUGCUAUUUU
Molecule: messenger RNA, 1035 nt
Organism: Ceratosolen solmsi marchali
Lineage: Eukaryota; Metazoa; Arthropoda; Insecta; Hymenoptera; Agaonidae
Gene: Fam92
Product: CBY1 interacting BAR domain containing protein Fam92
Exons: 7
Coding region: 95-997 (300 amino acids)
Biological process (GO): cilium assembly
Cellular component (GO): ciliary transition zone; ciliary basal body
Source: RefSeq, a predicted model, not a curated record